AUGCGGCUGGGCGGUGGUUACGCAGAGAUGGUCAUGAGCGGCCAAUUUCGACUGGCGUCGUACCUACCUGCCUACCUUGUACAAAGAAAACGCACAACCCCAUUUCUUGUUGGUGCUCAAGCACACCGGCAGCGGCAACGAUACAGCCCUGUCGACGCCAUCACCACCGGCAAUUCCUCGUCCGGCGACACCGUCCCCGUCUCUGUCCGACCAACAAACGUCAAACCCUCCACAUGUCGCGCCUGUGGCGCCAUGGACGGUACGGUACCUGGCCAGAUUGCUGCGAUAGCGCAUCGGUCGUGUCGGGAACAGCUCGACAGGUGGCUUGCAGUCUAUCGACGGUGA
Molecule: messenger RNA, 345 nt
Organism: Purpureocillium takamizusanense
Lineage: Eukaryota; Fungi; Ascomycota; Sordariomycetes; Hypocreales; Ophiocordycipitaceae
Exons: 1
Coding region: 1-345 (114 amino acids)
Source: RefSeq, a predicted model, not a curated record